Messenger RNA from Tripterygium wilfordii, 354 nucleotides. RefSeq lists its product as uncharacterized. The transcript is spliced from 4 exons. NCBI's taxonomy places the organism in Eukaryota, Viridiplantae, Streptophyta, Magnoliopsida, Celastrales, Celastraceae. The coding region runs from base 1 to 354 and encodes 117 amino acids. The record is from RefSeq and is a predicted model, not a curated record.
AUGCUGUUUACAAAUAUUGAUAAGAAAUCUAGUGCAUGCAAUGGAACCAGAUUGAUAGUAACACAAUUGAGAAAACACAUUAUAGAAGCUAAGAUUAUUUCAGAAAUCAAUGUGGGUCACAAGAUAUUUAUAUCUCGAAUGGUAAGUUCGGUGCGGGAGAUGGUGGUCAGUGACGGGUUGCGGUGUGUGAGAUCGGGGGGUCGAGUCUCACCACCAACAACCUUCCUGGGGAAAAAGAAGAUGGGUUGGGCUGUCUGGUCCAUGGAUUUGGAGGGUGGUGAGGUCGGGGGUACGAUUCUCACCACCAACAACCUACCUGCUGUGAUAAACUCAGGGGAGAGGGGUUGGGGGUAG